AUGGCGACGGCCCAGCCGCUUCGGACAGAAAGCAAGAGGAUGAACCGGCAGGCGGAUGCAGUGGAGAAAAGGGGACCGUACAUCGUGAGCAAGGCACCCUCCCUUCAUGCCAAGCUGCAGCGGCAGCGCGAGCUGGCGAAGGCGGCGCUGCGGAGGCAAGGCCUGCUGGGGGGAGCCGCUCUGCACCCACCGAAGGCAGCGGCUAAAAGGUCAGUGAAAUUUAACAAGGGCUACACGGCGCUCAGCCAGACGGUCGAUGAACACUUGGUAUCGCUCGACUCGGACAGUGACGGAGAGCUGGAAUCGAGAUGUUCCUCUGGCUACUCUUCCGCUGAGCAGGUGAACCAGGAUCUGAGCCGGCAGCUGCUGCAGGAUGGCUACCACCUAGACGAGGUCCCAGAUGAUGAAGACCUGGAUCUCAUUCCCCCUAAACCCGUUGCCUCCUCUGCUUGCCCGUGUUGCUUUGGACACUCUCUAUCCUGUGUGAUCCAGUAGG
Messenger RNA from Tinamus guttatus (white-throated tinamou), 496 nucleotides. The record is from RefSeq and is a predicted model, not a curated record. NCBI's taxonomy places the organism in Eukaryota, Metazoa, Chordata, Aves, Tinamiformes, Tinamidae.